AUGGGCCUGAGCGCCGCGACAGAGCAGAAACCGCGCGCUUACAUCCUGGAUCUGCCGACUGAGCUCCUGCAGCACAUCGCUGGGAGGUGUGGUGGCGAAACAAUCGUCACCCUACGACUCACCUGCAGAGAGAUUGAAGCGGCUACGCGUGACAUGUGGGCGAAAGAAUACGUCUCGCGACUCGAGUGCUUCAUGUUGGAUCCGGUGCGGUUGAAGAGAGUGAAAGUAAGUGCUAGGACGUCACCUGCUCAAUACUCGAGCACAACUGACCAUGUCUUCUGCCCAGAACAUCCUGUGCGCGGAGUCGUGUUCACGCUAUCGGUUUGGGACUCUUUCACAACCUCACCUCUGUACUUUCGGCGCAGAGCGGCCCUGGCACCUGAAGGCGGUCAAACUCACGAGCAUGCUCUAGGCAUCUUCGAGGACAACUAUGAGGUGGAGCAAUACGACGCCCACGCUUGCGAGUUCGAAGGCCUUCCCCCCAAAGCCGAGACCCUCAUCCUUGAGUGUAUUCGUAUAGCCGCGGCGCUCGAGAACUGUUCCCUGGGUGUCGACACGCAGUGCGAGGACGUCAACUCCCGCAAGAUCUCGAGAUGUCGACCACAGCUGGUCAAGGACAUGAUCGACGUCUCGCUUCGCGAAGGCUGUGCUAUGACUCACCUGAUCAUUUGCGACUCGUUCCCCCUGCAGGCUGCUCAUUUCGAACAAGGAUCUGCCCUCCAGAGUGUCACUAGUGGAAUAGAGUAUCUCUCGUAUCUGCUCAGACCGGGUGAUGAAGAUGCUCUACUAUCAACCUGGACCCAGAACCAUCUCCGCAUCAUGGCACAGGUCCUCGAGAAGGCACAGAAGCUCCACUACCUCCAGAUCAUGAACCAGUCUACCUCGAGAAACGUGGAUUAUGGAGAGGCAAUGCCCGACCUUUUUGCACAAAGUUUCGCAGGCUUCACCACCCUCAAGUCGCUACGGAUACUUCGACUAGACGCUGUCAACCUCAAGGCGCGCACCUUUCAAAAAUUGCUCAUGAGCUGCACCAACACUCUGCACACAAUUGAAGUGAUGUACAUCGGCCUUCUCGGGGAGGAUGAUGUCCGAGGUAAUGUCUUUCGGCUACUGCAUGAUAUGCCCAGAUUGCGAACCCUAUUGGUGCACAGCGUCUACCGGCGCCCGGGCGAAGCUACUGCCUUUGCACGUGAGGGCUGGAGUGCGAUUCGGUGGAAGAAGCCUACUGAUCAGGUGGCAACGCUGUGGAAGGAGAUGGGGGUUAUGAAGUCUGUCGAUGCACGCACGUUCCUUGGGCAGGCUGUCAAGCACGAGAUUGAAUACUACCCGGCCUAA
Molecule: messenger RNA, 1335 nt
Organism: Fulvia fulva
Lineage: Eukaryota; Fungi; Ascomycota; Dothideomycetes; Mycosphaerellales; Mycosphaerellaceae
Exons: 1
Coding region: 1-1335 (444 amino acids)
Molecular function (GO): protein binding
Source: RefSeq, a predicted model, not a curated record